Messenger RNA from Paramecium primaurelia, 779 nucleotides. Lineage: Eukaryota; Ciliophora; Oligohymenophorea; Peniculida; Parameciidae. The record is from the annotation of a GenBank genome assembly.
AUGCUGAAACUCAAGUAUUAAUAAUAUUGCAAUAAGAAAAUUGAUUUUAUAAUAAAUUUUAGCAUAGAUUGGGCUAUCUUUUUUCAUAAUUAAACAAGAAUUCUGGUUAAUUAUGUAAAAUAAACGAUAGAUAAAUAUAAAAUGAAAUCUUAGAUUGGACUUGGAAAUUAUUCAUAAAAUGUAAUAUUUUGAGAUUGGAAUUAAAUUCUUUAAAAAAUGUCUCCAAUAUUAAUUGUUAUAUAAUGAUUUAAAUUAUAAAAAUGAAGUAUACUCAAAAUUUGAUGUUUGUUAUUACUAUCCUAAAGAAAUUGAAAAAGCUAAUGAGUUCAGACAUACUCAAAGUUUUCUUUAAUAUGAAUUUGAACAGAAAUUAUGCUGAAAUUAUAAAUACUCCUAUUUUGAAUCAAUUAAAUCUACCUUUUCCUUAAGAUAUAUUAUCAAUUUCUUAAUAAAUAUAUCUUAUUAUGAUCAAUCCUAGAACUUUUAAUGAAUCUAAGACUUCUUCACAAGAAGAAGGUCUAUUUUUGAAUAAAACCUUUAUAUUAAAAAUUUUCAACAAAAUCAAUGAAUGGACUACUAUUUUAAAAAGAUAUUUUACAGUUUAAUCUAAACAAAUAAUUUAAUUAAUUUAAUUAUUCUUAUGUCAAUAUAAAAUUACAAGAUUCACUUUAUAAACUAAAGAAUUUGAAGUUGAAAUUUAAAUUCCAAAAAUUCUUAUAAACAUUUAUGAUAAAUAAUUUAAAAGUUACAUAAAAAGUAAUGCUUUGAUUCUUUAUUGA